ACGCACACCCGUAUCCUGUUUUACAAAAGUCUCUUUGUUUUCUCAAAAAAUCUCAUUUUUUACAGGCAAGUAGGUGUAUGGUGAAGACAGUAUACUUUUUUUCGGAAACCUUUUUGAAGAACCAAGCUUGAAAAUCAUACUGUUUUUUAAGGGUGAGACUUCGUAGUAUUUAGCUAUGUGUUUAUACUGCAGUUUCUUUUCCAGAAGAAAUUUCGCAAUUUUUUUCUCGGGAGAGGCCCUUAAUUUUGACAGGUAAACAUCUGAAGAGCCAAGCAAAACAUUUUUAAGCUUCAGGCAAUUAUAUUCUUUUUCUCGCAAAGUCAUGCACGUUCACAAUAGCAUUUGAAUAGAAAAAACUCUUAAUGUGUAUUUUCUCAUAAAAACAGAUGAGAGUGGGCGAAGGAUUAUAUGUAUAUAUAUGUACAUAGACGUAUUCACUAACUUUCAUUUUCAAAAUAUUCAACAAAAUGAUCAAAAGUUCUGAACUGCUUAUUGUUAUGUUGUAAGUAAUCUAGAUGAAGCUGAUGGAUCUCUAAGAAACAUCUUAUGUGUUGCUCUUCUAGGUGCAUCGCCAGUAUUUCAGGUAGGAAAACCCAUACGAAUUUCCACUUUUCGGCAAUAUUGGCUAAGAUCUAAUGGACGUUCACCAAUGGUGAAAACUCCGUUUGAGAAAAUCCUAUUGGCGAAGAACGGUUUAGGCAACCUAUUGCGAAUAAAAGAAACUUUAUCUUACCGCUUGAAAUAAUAGAGAUAAGAAAUUUAUUCUAUCAUUUCAAAGUUAAAUCCUGAGAACUGCAAUGUCACAAUUCUAUUUUCACCGUGAAACGUCGUACCAGCAUGUUGUACUAGUUUGGUUUACAAAAGCAUAACAAAAGUAACAUAGAGAGUUUUAACAAAUAGUCUUGUUGCAUAGAACGAUUUAAAAUAUUGAAACAGUAAUGACUGAGCGAUACACAGAAAUAUGAAAAAAUGAGUACAUGUGGCUUUUACUGAGUGAGAUAUUCCACCAAUAUUAUUUUAAUAUAUUAUUUCAUCAUGUUCAUCCAUCAAAAAAUUGAAAAUUUUCACUCUUACGUAGGGCGAUAUCGGACGCGUUUAGUCGAAUGGUGACUCUAUUUCCUUCCUCAACACGCUUUGUUUUUGUUGUAAUAUGGCAACUAAGCCAGCAGAAUAUAAGAUUAUUUGUUUUAUUUAAGUAUCUUCGCAUAUGAUAAGCAUCUUUUUGAAUACAAAAUGACACAGAAUUGACUACAUGCGUGUCUGCAUCGAAAAUAAAAUUAAUAGACUUGUUACGUAAAACUUUAUCCGAUUCAUUUUAGCUGUGGCGAUAGCAUUAGGAACGACAACAGCGUCAAAGGGUAACAGCACGCUGAAAACAACAAUAAAGACAACACUGAGACCAACAGCAACUACGAAGAAGACAACAGCAACAAAGAGAACAACAACUACAACUACAACAACAACAACAACGACACCAAAGAUAACAACAACUACAACAACAACAACAACAACAACAACAACAACUACAACUACAACAACAACAACAACUACAACUACAACAACAACCACAACUACAACAACAACACCAACUACAACUACAACAACAACAACAACGACACCAAAGAGAACAACAACGACACCAAAGAGAACGACAACGACACCAAAGAGAACGACAACGACACCAAAGAGAACGACAACGACACCAAAGAGAACGACAACGACACCAAAGAGAACGACAACAACAACAACUACAACAACGACAGAAGAUACCUCGACAAUAACAACAGCAGCAGGCAAGUAA
Molecule: messenger RNA, 1801 nt
Organism: Rotaria sp. Silwood2
Lineage: Eukaryota; Metazoa; Rotifera; Eurotatoria; Philodinida; Philodinidae
Source: the annotation of a GenBank genome assembly